AUGUUGGCCUCAUCAUCAACGAUCUCGCGCCUGGACGCGCCACACACGAAACACACAGCGCUCCUUCUCCGUGGAACGCGCGAUGGCGAUCUAGCCGCAACCCUUUCAUCCACCUCUUCCUCGUCCGCCACACCACGCGCCGAGAGAAAAGCGCUCUUCACCUGGUCCGAUCUGCUCGACAUCGUUAGCAGCGGCAACCUCCAGAGUCUCUCACGCCACCCCGAUGAUUUGGCAGAAUACUUUGCCUGGAUGGACAGUGUCAAGUCCUCCUACGGGAGCGUCACGUCUUUUCUGCUGAGGGAACGAUUUACUGCGACGAAACUGCUCGAAGUCGCAUCCUCUUCAAAGGCUUCGCACGGCUCAAUAGCCUCGAGUGAGGACGAGGUGCGAUUUAGAAGCGCCUUCAAGGUGGGCAUCGAGUGUCAGAUCCUUACCAACGACUGGCCGUACAGCGUGCCCUCGACCGUGUCGCAUCAGGUGGUGUGGAGCUACCGACCGAUCCUCCACUCGUCUCUCGUCGCUGAUUCGCCACUAGCGAGCCAGGCUUGGAGUAUCAUCGCGAAGCGCGGGCUGUGCGGCACCCUCACCUCCACCGGGCUCACCAUCCCCAGUCUCGAUCAGCACGCGGCACAUCUACCCGAACUCAAACUCGCAACACUGUCGCAAAUAGAGACGGAGCAGCUGGAAAGAGCGUUAAGAACGGCGUGUAGGGAUCUCACCGAGUUCAUUGCGCAUCACUGGGAUCUGAGGAGAAACGAGGUGGCCUUCUUUGCCAACCCUCCGAGUCUGCAGAGCGUGCCGAGUCUCGCCCACUUUCAUGUUCUGGUGAGGCCGAUCGCUUAG
This is a messenger RNA of Kalmanozyma brasiliensis GHG001, 843 nucleotides long. RefSeq names its product Protein of unknown function DUF3605. The transcript has a single exon. NCBI's taxonomy places the organism in Eukaryota, Fungi, Basidiomycota, Ustilaginomycetes, Ustilaginales. Gene Ontology annotation, biological process: N-acetylglucosamine metabolic process. The coding region runs from base 1 to 843 and encodes 280 amino acids. The record is from RefSeq and is a predicted model, not a curated record. Gene Ontology annotation, cellular component: cytoplasm.